Molecule: messenger RNA, 222 nt
Organism: Protopolystoma xenopodis
Lineage: Eukaryota; Metazoa; Platyhelminthes; Monogenea; Polystomatidea; Polystomatidae
Source: the annotation of a GenBank genome assembly
GGCGUGGCCGUCAAGACUAUUCAACCGGGCCGGAUCACUGUUGUCUGGACUGUGAGUCGUCCCGGAAACGACUCAAACGACGACAGAAUGAGUCAUCUGCGCUAUGGGCCAAGGAUGGGCCGUGUCUUGGGGCUCGAAGGAGACUGGGAGCCGUGGCGACAAGAUGCGACAAUUGAGCCAACUUGUUCAAAAUUUGCUGACUGUCUCAAAAACCUACUUUAA